AUGGAAACCGCAGCAAUCAAGGUAGAUAUCAAAGCAAGGGCUUUGCCUCACGCAUCUCCGUCGUCGUCAGGGUUCUUACACACGGUGGCUAUAGCUCAAACACGAGAAGUCGAAGAAUUUGCACUAGACGAGAGCGAUGGCUCUGUAUCGAGUCUCGGAUCUUACCCGGACGAUUCUUUUCGUGACCCUCUUCCCUUUAUCAAUCUCCAGAGUUUCAAACCAGACUACGUCUUCCAACGCGUCAACGACCAUCUCCACGACCGUGUCUUGUCUCGGCUAGUCACUGAUCAUAUUCUUAUCGCAUCCCAACGGGGAGACUUCCCACAAGGAGGAGUCUUGUUCAUGCCGGUCUUCGUCAAACUGACACAGAAAGUGUAUCUCGCCGUGCCUUCUUCUAUAUCGGCGUAUUCGGACCAAGAGAGCCAAGAAGUGGAAACAGAGGACUUGGAACCAGAGAGCUGCGCGAUAUGUUUGGAGAAAUUGUCGGAAUCAAAGACUAAUCCCAUCAGCAAGUUGCCUGGUUGUACACACGAGUUUCAUGAAACAUGUGUCAUCAAGUGGUUGGAUCGACAACACGACUCGUGCCCUCUCUGUCGAGAAUCUGUUGACGGCAACACGAGUCCAGCUAUGGAGAAUUAA
Microthlaspi erraticum is the source of this 639-nucleotide messenger RNA. The record is from the annotation of a GenBank genome assembly. Lineage: Eukaryota; Viridiplantae; Streptophyta; Magnoliopsida; Brassicales; Brassicaceae.